AUGGGGUGUAAAUGCUCUAAGCUGAAAGAAAAAAAAAGAAAAAAUGAAAAAACGUCAAAAUGGAAUGAAGAAAACGAAGACAGCGAAAACGAUGAUGACAAUAAUCGUGAAUUAAAUAUAUAUAAAACUAAUGUAAAUGGUAAUAUUCCAAAAAAUAAACAGAAAGUUUAUGAUAAUGAUAUAUUAAAUGUAGUAACUAAUGAUAAGCCCUUAAAAAAAUUAAGUAUAAAUAAUAGAAAUUCAAAUAACUACAAUAACAUAAACAAAUUGGAAAUAAAUAAUAAAACAGUGAAAAAUCAAAAAAAAAAAAAAUCAAGUGCUACCUCAUUAUUUUUUAAAGAGAAUAAAACUAUGUCCAAAAAUGAAUUAAUAAAACCAAAUUUUGAAAAGGAAAUAAAUGGAAAACAAUCUAAAAAACAAAGUUUAAAAAAAAAAAACGAUGUUAACAACAAUGAUGAUGAUAAAGAUGGUUAUACCACAUAUGAAAAAAACUCUUAUACGGGAAUUAUAAGAAUUAUUAAUAAUGCCUUUUCAAAAAAACGGUUAACAAACAAAAAUAAUGAUACUGUUUCGAUGGUAAAAAUGAAAAAAAAAGAAUUUUUAAAAAAUGACAAAAAAAAAAAAUAUAUAUUAUAUAAAAAUGGACAAGACAUACCUAUUAAUAAUAAUCACCAAUUUGAUGGGAAUAAAAAUCCGAAUGAUUUUAAUAUAAACACAAAUUUAGGCGAUUAUUAUGAUCAUAACAAUUUACGAAAACCAGAAGGAAAUGUAAUACGAGGAAUGAGUAAAGAUAAAGAUUUAUUAUUAUAUUAUCAUGAUUUUAAAAGUUCUAAAUUAAAAAAAAAUACAUUUUUACAUAUAUAUGAAUUCUAUAAAUAUAACUAUAACAGUUUCAAUAUGUUAUCAUUAAUGCCUAGCCAUAUUAGUAAUGAUAUUUAUGCUUCAAAAAUACUUUUUGAAAGUUCUCUAAUUGGAAAAUAUAUAAUAUUGCCUUGGGUUGAAAAUGAUCCAGAUAUAAAAAAUAAUCUUUAUGUAAAAUAUGUUAAAUUAUUUACCGAAAAUAAUAAUAGAUUAAAUAAUUUCGGUUUUAAUAUGUAUGAACAAGACAGGGAAUUGAACUUUUGUGGAAUUUUUAACUAUAACCUUAGCCAUGAUGAAGUAGACAGUGGAAAUCAUAACAUGAAUGUAAAACAGGUUAAUUCAAACAAAAUAUGUGUUAAUAGUUCCAUUAUCAAUAAUAGAAAAAAAGAACUAAAUUAUUCAAGGAAACAAAAAGAAAAUCAUAAAAAAAAAAAUUUACGAAAAAAAAAAUAUACUAAUAGCAGAAAUUUUAGUAUGGACAAUAUAUUUAAAUUGUAUUAUACAAUACCCAUCGAAUAUGCUAAAGAUUCGCGAUUGAAAAGGGGAAAUAAAAGAAACACACCAAUAAAAGAUAUUGAUGAACAGAAAAAAAAAAUGAAAAAAAAAAAUGACGAAAUCAGUAAAUAUAAUAUUAUUAAAAAAACAAAUAAAAAAGACACAAAUGGUAAAAUCGUGCCAAAGGAAAAAAAUAUCAAGUUAGAAAAAGAAUAUAAAACAGAAAAAGAUAAAAUAAUAAUAGAUAACAAUACAACAGUUCAUUAUAAAGAUAAACGACGGAAUACACGUCGACCUGAAAAACAGAAAACUGAGUUAACGAAUAAAACGGAGUUACCCACUACAAUAAAUGUGAAAAGUGCGAAAGGAGGAAAAAAUAUUAAUGAGAAUGAUAUACUAAAGCAUAAAUCUAAGAAUAUGAACCAGCAUUCCACAUUUUCUCCUCAAAUUGGUAAAGAUUAUAUAUCUAAAAAACUAAAAAUUUAUAAAAAUAAAGAAGAUUGCGUUAAAGAAAAUAAAGCUAAAAAAAAUUGUAGAAUUGAUAUAACAAAGAAUGAAUUAAGUUCAAAAAUUUUGAUAAAAAAAAAAACAAAAAAAACAAAUCGUGAAUAUGAUAAAGAUCAAAAUAAGGACACUCCUUUUGAAAUAAAAAUUGAUAAUAAUCGUAUUAUUUUAAAAAAACACGAUGAAUGUAAAAAAAUGACUAUAGAUAAAAAGGCGAAAAUACAAAUGGAAGGGAAACACCUGAUGGAGUACUGUAAUAGCCCUUCUUCAGGAAAAAAAAAGGAAAACGAGAAAAAGAAGAAAAAAAAGAUAGACAAAAAGGGCGAUAAACAAAAAAGGGAAAAGAAAAAAAAUCUUUUAGAUGAUAAACAACUAGGGGAUAAUAUUUUAAGCUCAAUGAAUAACAAAGGAGAUAAAAAUGAGCAAUAUUUAAAUAUAAAAGAAAAGGGAACAAAUAAUAUACAAAAUAAUAAUGUGGAAAAUGGACAAAUAAAUUGUCACCAUAUAUAUAAAUUAAAUGACAAUUGCUUAAAAAAAAAUUACGUAGUAUGUAAAGUAUGCUAUAAAAAAAGAUGCAUAUUUCAUUAUGUUAAUGGGUUUCAAUUAUAUGGAUGGUUAAAUUUUAAGUGGACUGAUCCUGAUGGUUUUUUAGAAUUAAGUGUAAGACAAAAAAAAAAGUUUUAUGCCUGGAAAAGAUUAUCAGAUUUAUAUAUUAAUCCAAUUGUUAUGUCACAAAAUUUAUAUAAUAAUUGUAUAAGACAGGGAUUUGUUGCAGAUUGUUCAUUUUUAUCAUCAUUAACAGUUUUAAUAGAAUAUGAAAAAAAGCAUAAUGUUCCCGUUUUAUCGAGUAUUAUAUCGCCAUAUAUAUCUGAUUAUACACAUGAAAAUAAAAACUGGCCAAUUUUUAAUCCUAGUGGUAUGUAUAUAUGUAGAUUAAAUUGUAAUGGAAUACAAAGAAAAAUUAUUAUUGAUGAUUACGUACCAGUAAAAAGUAAUAAUUCAUUAUUAGUUGCAUAUUCAAAUAAUGAAAAAGAACUAUGGGUUACAUUACUAGAAAAAGCUUUUGUUAAACUAAUGGGAGGAUCUUAUUCUAUGUUUGGUUCAAAUCCAGGCUCAGAUUUAUAUUAUUUAACAGGAUGGAUUCCAGUUACCAUUUCGUUAAAAUCAAAAAUAAGUAGCUCGCCUCCAUCCGCUGAAUGUGUUACUACUCAUUCGGCGAUACAAAAAAAUUUUAUUAUAAACGAUAAAAAAUAUGAAAAUUAUAUGAAGAAAGAAAUGAUGCAUUUUGUUCAAGAAAAGUGCGAGAAUAAAAUGUUCAAAGAUAUUUAUGAUAAUCAUAAUGACAAAAGAAAUAAGAUGAAAAAUACACUAAGUCGAUAUGCAAUAAAGGAUUAUGGUAAAAAUAAAAAAAAUAAUUUUCUUUUUUUAUCUAAAACAGUAAAGAAUACAUCAAACAAGCUGGAUAAGUUUACAUAUGUUGUUAUUAAGUCUAGAAACUUAAGCAUACAUCGAUUAUUCUUAAAUGGUAAUUAUACUUUAUCCAGUAGGUGGGAUUAUUAUAAUAAGUUGAAAAAUUAUUGGCAUUUUAGAAAUAUAUACAUGAAAUGUAAAAGAAGACAAGUGCGAGUUGCAAAAUUAUUUAAUAGAGAUAUAGAAAUUAUGGGGUAUACAAAUAAUUGUGAAGGCUUAAUAAGAAAUGGAAUUGUAACUAAUCAAAAUGUUGAAAUAAACAAAUUCGAACAAAAAAAAAUUAGGGGUGAGCACAUUAGAAAAAAAACCGUGUCAAAUAAAAAAAAAGCAGAUUAUGAAGUAAAAAAAAAAAGAAGAAAACAAUUUUUAUGCAGUGAAGUCAGCAAAAUGGACAUGUCAACGUAUGUUUGCGGAUCAGGAGAUCAUUAUGAUUAUAUUAGCAACGAAGAAAAUUUAAUUAUGAGAGCAGAUAAAGAGGACGAAGAACCCUAUGAUGAAAAAUGGGAUGAUGUUUGGGAUAAUAUGUAUGAUGGCAUAAAAAAAGGAAAAUGUGUAGUGUGCUUAGGUACAUUAGAAUUGCCGGACGCAGCACCAUCGGGUUUAGAAUAUCCUGAAGGAGUAUCGAUUUCAACAGGAAUUGUAACAAAACAUGCUUAUUCUAUUUUAAAUAUUGAAAGCUAUAAAGGAGAUAAAUUAUUAUAUAUAAAAAACCCAUGGGGAUGUAUUAGAUGGAAAGGAAAAUAUUCACAUCAUGAUGACGAAACUUGGACAAAAAAAUUACAAAAAAAAUUAAAUUAUUCACUUGAAAAAGCUAAAAAUAAAGAUGAUGGAUGCUUUUGGAUUCAAUGGAAAGAUGUUGUCAAAUAUUUCUCACAUAUAUAUAUAUGUUGGAAUAGUAUUAUAUUUCCUUAUCAAUUUGAAAUUCAUACAAAAUGGGAAAAUAGUUCAUUUAUAAAUAAUUCAAUAUUGUUAGAUGAUACUCAUUUAGUAGCAUAUAACCCUCAAUUUUCUUUACGUAUUAAUGUAAAAAAAGAAGAUUUAUCCGAAGAUGGUAUGUAUUAUAUAGGGAAAAAACCGAUAGAAGUUUGGAUUCUUUUAUCACGACAUGUUAGAGAUAGAAAAACAGAUGUUUCCCAAAAAUACUUAGCAUUACAUAUUCAUGCAGGAAAGGAUAGAAUUGUUUGUCCAUUAUUUCCAAUAAAACAAGGAAUAUAUUCGAAUGGGGAAUGUACUUUUACAAAGCUAGUAAUUGGCGGUGAAGAAAAUAUUGCACAAAAAGGAAAAUCAGAUAAAUCGAAAGUUGAUAAUAAUAAAAAAGAAAAUUUGGCAAAACGUUCUAAUGAAACAGAAGAGUGCCAAGAUAAUGAACAAGAAACUCUUCGAAAUGUAGAUUUUGUCUUAAUAGUUUCACAAUAUUCACAAAAAGACGAAUUUAAUUUUACACUAAAAGUAUUCAGCCACACACAUUUAUCAAUAUAUGAAUUGCCACAAUUGCUAACAGAUAGUUACGAGUCGCUUUAUUUUAAAGGGGAAUGGGAUACUAAAUGUGCUGGAGGAUGUUCAAAUAAUUUAUGGUCAUAUUUUAGAAAUCCACAUAUUCGGUUUUAUGUUCCUGAGCAUUCUGUUUUUUAUAUAUUUUUAGAGUGUUCCCAAGAGCAUUCUGUUAACUUGAGAAUAUUUAAGGGUUUAACAUCAUCACCUAGAAGUUUAAAAAAGGGAGAAAUAAUAUCUAGUGGUGCAUAUAAAUCUGGAUGUUGUUAUAUUGAGUGCACAUUAGAAAGUGGUACAUAUUGUUUAAUCCCAUCAUUAUAUAGAGCAGAUGUUGUAGCAAAUUAUCAAAUAUGUGUUCAUUAUCCUAAUACUAUUAAAAAAAGACCGGCUUUAUAUUUAAUUCCCUAUUCUUAUAUUACACCCCCAUUUUCAAUUUUUAAAUAUAAAUUAAUUAGUUUAUAUUCUUUAAAAAAUUAUUCAAUUAUUCUAUUUAAUACUAUGGAUGUUACAUUAUUAUCAUUAAAAGUUACAAUGUUUCAAAAUAUAGACAUUAAAGGAAUUCCAUUUGUUAAUAUAUAUAAAUUAGUGGAUAAAAAACAAGAUAAUGCUAUAUCUGAUAUAGAAUCUAGCAAUAUUUUUAAAAAUAAUUAUUUUAAUCUUUUUAUAACACAUAAUGGUUCAGUUUAUAAAAUUAUACAAAAAUGUAAUAUGCAUGGUGGCCCAAAUAAUGAUAUAUUACCACUAUCUACAUGUGGUUAUGAUUAUUAUAUUAAAUUUAAUUCCAUAUUAAUUCCUCUAACUGAAUUAGAAGCUAACUCUUCUUAUUUAUUACUCAUCACAACUAAUAUAAAAGAAGAUAUUCUUUACAAUCAUGAAACUCAUUUUGUAUCAGACAAAUUAAUCAGUUUCAAUGAAAAAGGCAUGCAUAUCAAUAGGAGGUAA
This is a messenger RNA of Plasmodium yoelii, 5763 nucleotides long. RefSeq lists its product as uncharacterized. The transcript has a single exon. Gene Ontology annotation, biological process: proteolysis. The coding region runs from base 1 to 5763 and encodes 1920 amino acids. The record is from RefSeq and is a predicted model, not a curated record. Gene Ontology annotation, molecular function: calcium-dependent cysteine-type endopeptidase activity. Lineage: Eukaryota; Apicomplexa; Aconoidasida; Haemosporida; Plasmodiidae.